AUGGGGGCUCUGGACCCGGAAGUGGCGCCCUGGGCUCGCGGCGGUGCCGCGGGGAUGGCGGGAGCUGGAGCUGGAGCGGGAGCUCGCGGCGGAGCGGCGGCGGGAGUGGAGGCCCGGGCUCGCGACCCGCCGCCCGCGCACCGCGCGCACCCGCGCCACCGGCCUGCAGCGCAGCCCUCAGCCCGCAGGAUGGACGGCGCGCCGGGGGGCCUGGGCUCCGGGGACAACGCCCCGACCACCGAGGCCCUCUUCGUGGCGCUGGGCGCGGGCGUGACCGCUCUCAGCCACCCGCUGCUCUACGUGAAGCUGCUCAUCCAGGUGGGUCAUGAGCCGAUGCCCCCCACCAUUGGGACCAAUGUGCUGGGGAGGAAGGUCCUGUAUCUGCCGAGCUUCUUCACCUACGCCAAGUACAUCGUGCAAGUGGAUGGGAAGAUAGGGCUCUUCCGAGGCCUGAGCCCCCGACUCAUGUCCAACGCCCUCUCCACUGUGACCCGGGGCAGCAUGAAGAAGGUUUUCCCUCCGGAUGAGAUUGAGCAGGUUUCCAACAAGGAUGAUAUGAAGACUUCUCUGAAGAAAGUGGUGAAGGAGACCUCCUACGAGAUGAUGAUGCAGUGCGUGUCCCGCAUGCUGGCCCACCCCCUGCAUGUCAUCUCAAUGCGCUGCAUGGUCCAGUUUGUGGGACGGGAGGCCAAGUACAGUGGCGUGCUGAGCUCCAUCGGGAAGAUAUUCAAAGAAGAAGGGCUGCUGGGAUUUUUUGUCGGCUUAAUCCCUCACCUCCUGGGAGAUGUGGUUUUCUUGUGGGGCUGUAACCUGCUGGCCCACUUCAUCAAUGCCUACCUGGUGGAUGACAGCGUGAGUGACACCCCAGGGGGGCUGGGGAACGACCAGAAUCCAGGUUCCCAGUUUAGCCAGGCCCUGGCCAUCCGGAGCUACACCAAAUUUGUGAUGGGGAUUGCAGUGAGCAUGCUGACCUACCCCUUCCUGCUGGUCGGUGAUCUCAUGGCUGUGAACAACUGUGGGCUGCAGGCUGGGCUUCCUCCUUACUCCCCAGUGUUCAAAUCUUGGAUCCACUGCUGGAAGUACCUGAGUGUGCAGGGCCAGCUCUUCCGUGGCUCCAGCCUGCUUUUCCGCCGGGUGUCAUCAGGAUCACGCUUUGCCCUGGAGUAACCUGAACCAUCUAAAAAAAACAUGCCGUCUCAGCCCGGCCACUGUGGGUGAGGCCUGAUCAUCCUGGGGCACCUGCAAGACGACUCCAACCCAGCAACAUCUAGCUGUGCUCCAGCCCAGUGGGCUUCAGUUUCCAUACUUGCCAUGUGUUUGUCCAGAUGCGGGGGUCGAGUGGGGAUGGGACUGUGCCCAGUGGAUCGGGUCACCUGUUAGAUCUGAGACGGUGGGGUGGGGCUGAGGAAUUGGGGCAGAAUCCUCCUUCCCACGUCUGCCUAGUCUGCCUUGCGCAGGGUGCCAGAGAAUGGUCUGGGAAAGCCCAGGUUGGAUAUGAAAAGACUCUUGGGUCAGAUCCCACCCCCACUCCCAUCUUAAGAGUCCGUCCCGGCUCUCAUCCUGCACCUCAGCUGGGAGCAUGGCUCUCCUGCUUUGUACAUAGGGCAUGACCCUCUGCACAAGGCCACCAUCAUGUCCAGGCUUGUGCUAGGAGCCUGUUGCUAAGUUCUGCCUUCGUUUUUCUCAACACUACUUUUCUGAUGUGAAGGCAGCACCUUCUUCUGAUUGGGAUAUCACAUGACUGCUGAGAAUGUGUCCCCCUCAUCAAGUGCUCAUCGGUUUCAUGGUGGCGCCUCAUGUGCAGGAUCCGGUUACACGUACAGCUGUGAACGCCCAGAAUAGGCAGAUCAGUAUCUCUAGACUUAUCCAGUUUAAAAGUUCCCGAUAUGAUCCGAUCCUUUCUCCCUCAAAUAAAUGUACUGGUGGUAAUUUGGAA
Talpa occidentalis (Iberian mole) is the source of this 1936-nucleotide messenger RNA. It is a transcript of the gene MTCH1, whose product is annotated as mitochondrial carrier 1. Lineage: Eukaryota; Metazoa; Chordata; Mammalia; Eulipotyphla; Talpidae. The record is from RefSeq and is a predicted model, not a curated record. Gene Ontology annotation, cellular component: membrane; mitochondrion. Gene Ontology annotation, biological process: positive regulation of apoptotic process.